This is a messenger RNA of Daldinia decipiens, 531 nucleotides long. RefSeq lists its product as uncharacterized. Bases 1 to 531 code for a protein of 176 amino acids. NCBI's taxonomy places the organism in Eukaryota, Fungi, Ascomycota, Sordariomycetes, Xylariales, Hypoxylaceae. The transcript is spliced from 3 exons. The record is from RefSeq and is a predicted model, not a curated record.
AUGCGCGUCUCAAGAAUGCUCGCGACAGCCCUCCUACUCGCCGCCGGCGGCCUCUCAAGCCCCGUACAGCCCCUAGGCAGCAGCGUCUUAGACAUAAGCGACCUGGCAGACGGCGCAUAUGCAGACGUAGCCCCGGACGAGUUUCCCGUUGGUCCUAAGUCUGUCCAUCGACGUGACUGGCCGCCGAAUGAUCCUAUUGACCAUAACAGUUACUGCAGGAGAGACACCUUGCCCGGGACGAACCUGACAAAGGAAGAGAAGAAGCCCAUGCUGGAAUGCUUCGAAAAGAUGGAAAAGAAAGGCGACUGGGUGACCGACUGGACCCACUGCAAUCAUACCCAGCGCUACUUCACCGCUUGGGGCCUCUGGUGGAAAAACCCGGAGGAUUGCUAUCACGCUUGCAAGAGGUGCUUCAUGGGCGCUAUCCUCAGCGGCGCCUCAAACUGGUACUGCUUCCAGGCCGCCGGGUUCAUGGCUCAAUGCAACAUCAGUGUCUACGAUCUAGGGUUAGAGUGUUUUGCGGAAUACUGA